GCGAUGGAGUCGAGCCCGUUUUUGCCUCUCCUAGGCACGGUCAUCAAUUCCAUCCUCCAAGUAGUUGUUGUAUGCUUCUCGGGGUACGUCGCUGCCCGUCAGGGUGUCAUAGACAAGAACCUUCAGCGGUCGCUCAACAAGCUCAACGUCUCCCUCUUUACACCUGCUCUACUCUUCUCGAAAGUUGCCUUCACCCUCACCCCAGAGAAGCUUCGUGAACUAUGGAUCAUACCGCUUUUCUUCGUCAUCGUGAUCAGCUUGUCAUGGGUUGCAGCUACCGUCCUCGGAAAGAUGUUUCGGCUGAAGCGGUCUCAAAGAAACUUUGCCAAAGUGGCAAGCAUGUUCCAGAACUCCAACUCUCUCCCAAUUGCUCUGAUGCAGAGCCUUGUCACCACCGUCGCGGAGCUCCGCUGGGACCCGGAUGACGAGCCGGGUGCGAUGCUUGGUCGCGCGCUGACCUAUCUCGCGACGUUCAGCACUUUGGGGAUGAUCCUUCGCUGGAGCUGGGGUGUAAGCCUCUUGACUGUGCCCGACGCGCCGAAGGACAUACAAAUCAACGUCAUCAUCGAUGGGUCCGCAGCGCAUGACGACUCUCUGAACCAGAGCGACCGCUCGUCGGUCGUGGACUCCGCUUCAGAGUCCACAGUCUCACCAUACACCUUUGCCACCGCCGACGCAUCGUCUCAGCAGGCUCGCCCCAGCGCACCGUCCCUGGGUCUCGACGGCGCACAACCCGUCUCACUGCCAUCGCGGGCCUCUCUCCCGAAACGCGCGUGGGACAUGUUCAACAGCGUGAUGACGCCCCCUCUUUGGGCGAUCCUCCUCUCGAUCAUUGUCGUCUGCGUUCCGCCGCUGCGGCAGUUCCUCGACGUCCAUCUCCCGCCCGUCAAGGGUGCACUAGCAGCUGCGGGCGGAUGCUCGAUCCCGUUGACGAUGGUCGUUCUUGGGGCGUACUUCUGCAACUCUGUGGAAGAGGGUCCUAAUGCGAGCAUCACAAGGGCUCGGGCCCCCGCGGCAAAGGACGGCCAAGACAGAGGCAGCGCCAGGGGACAGACGGCUACAGAAGGUGCGACGGACGAGGGAGAGCAGGAGAGCACACGCUCGAUCUCGACGGUGCAUACCGUUCCGAGCACGACGUCCGUAUUUGGCAUGUUUCAGGACGCCUUCCGUAUGCGUCGCACAGGCAAGUCUUCUGGCGGGCGGGUGCGCCUGGACGGGGACGACGAAGCCGGGCUGCCCGUGUCUGCUUCGGAGGUCGGCGCAGCGACAUCGUCAUCGUCGCAACACGAAACCGAACGGGAACAACAGCAGAAAGUUAAUACCGCCGAGGACCAGGAGGACAAGGCCAGCGAGGGACGCACGGUGCUCGUCGCCGUGCUCGCGCGGAUGGUGCUCGUGCCCCUCGUGCUCGUGCCCCUGUUCGCGCUGAGCGUGCGGUGGACUGCGCACGACGCAUUCGAAGACCCGGUGUUCAUCGUAUCGAUGAUCCUGCUCAUCGCGAGUCCGCCGGCCGUAACGCUUGCGCAGCUGACGCAAGCCGCGUCGAGUACUGCGGCUGACGUCUUCGAACGGCUCGUCAGCCGAACGAUCUUUUGGAGUUACUGCAUCAUGACGCCGCCGAGCACGGUUAUCGUCGUUCUUAUCGGGCUUGCGAUUGCCGGGCGAGUUUAACAUUCUGCAUCAUGAAGAUGAUAGGAGUGAUGGGAGGCAAAGUCUUUGUAUCGGUAGUCUCUGUACCUCUAUAAACGCCAUAGAUAUCCUUGUACGUCGAGAAUUAACUAACAGCAUUGGAUCCGGAUGU
This is a messenger RNA of Coniophora puteana RWD-64-598 SS2, 1801 nucleotides long. RefSeq lists its product as uncharacterized. Lineage: Eukaryota; Fungi; Basidiomycota; Agaricomycetes; Boletales; Coniophoraceae. Gene Ontology annotation, biological process: transmembrane transport. Bases 4 to 1671 code for a protein of 555 amino acids. Gene Ontology annotation, cellular component: membrane; endoplasmic reticulum. The record is from RefSeq and is a predicted model, not a curated record. The transcript is spliced from 8 exons.